Molecule: messenger RNA, 540 nt
Organism: Penicillium mononematosum
Lineage: Eukaryota; Fungi; Ascomycota; Eurotiomycetes; Eurotiales; Aspergillaceae
Exons: 2
Coding region: 1-540 (179 amino acids)
Source: RefSeq, a predicted model, not a curated record
AUGUACGACUCCUAUCGUCCACACCCUCUCCUCGCCCAGGUCCCACUGACCGUCUCUCCCUUCAUCAAUCUCCCGACCUCCGUCACAUUACCCUACACAUACAAAUCUGUCCCCUCAUCUCUACCUCCUUCAGUGACAGUCGAUCCAAGCAGCCCGGAUGGUAAGGCCCGUUAUGUUGUCUCCCCAAGCGGUGGGCACGCAGCUCACCCAGACGACAUCCUCGCCACGUGCCACUCCCUCGAACAACAUUUGAAUAAGACUCGCGCCAACGCGGACCAAGCGAUCAACGAAUGGAAAGAGUCAAUCAAGCAACGCGAGCUGGCUGAAAAAAGACGCGUCGCUCCUGGGUGGCUCGACCGAGAGGAAAAGCUGCUUCAGCCUAGCCGGGUCAGUGCCUCCCCUGACGUCCAGGGCGAUGCCCAUCCAAGCCUUCUGGAUAGCUCUACCCCUGAUCAGAGCUCUCCACAAUUGCCGACAAUGACACCGCAGAACGAUGGGGAAGAGUUGGAUAGAGCGUUUGGUGGCCUAGGCGUGAAAUGA